UAAAUUGUCACACCUAUAUGUGCCGCGACGCGAAAUUACUUUUAUUAGUAAAUUUUGACAACAAAGCCGCCGUAAACGGCGCUAACAAUCAUACGGGGUGUGUGCUCUAUAUUUUCUUUUCCCACCAAAAAACUACUGUAAUCUUGUAUCCUAAUUGUUGCAUAUGGUGAGGAAUGAAUGUGAAUAAACGAACACAAGUUUGAUUUUAUAAUAGGGAACAAAUUUAUAUAAAUUUGUAUCAAAAUCAGGAUGGCAACCUUGGAGCAACAAGCUUCCAAACUUCUGGAUUUUAAUCAAAAACUGGACAUCAAUUUACUGGACAACAUAGUCGGGUGUCUGUAUUCAACAGUAGGAGAGCAACAGCGCGUCGCGCAAGACAUUCUGACAGCGCUCAAGGAACACCCGGAUGCCUGGACUCGUGUUGAUACCAUUCUUGAGUAUUCACAAAAUCAAGAAACGAAAUAUUACGCUUUACAAAUUUUGGAACAAGUGAUACAAACAAGAUGGAAAAUUUUACCAAGAAACCAAUGUGAAGGGAUAAAGAAAUACAUUGUUGGACUAAUCAUAAAAAACUCCUCGGAUCCUGCGACCAUGGAAAAUAAUAAAGUUUACUUGAAGAAACUCAACAUGAUCUUAAUCCAGGUAUUAAAAAGAGAAUGGCCACAUAACUGGGAAAGUUUCAUUAGUGACAUUGUGGGUGCUUCUAAAACGAAUGAGAGUCUCUGUCAAAACAACAUGGUAAUUUUGAAACUACUCAGUGAAGAAGUGUUUGUGUUCAGUACUGGACAGCUAACACAGACUAAGGCUAAACAUCUGAAAGAUACAAUGUGUUCUGAAUUCAGCCAAAUUUUCCAACUUUGUCAGUUUGUCCUUGAAAAUUCUCAAAAUGCCCCAUUGGUAGAUGCCACCCUUCACACUCUUUUAAGAUUUCUGAACUGGAUACCUCUUGGAUACAUUUUUGAAAUGAAGUUGAUAAGCACAUUGAUUUUUAAAUUCUUAAAUGUUCCCAUGUUUCGUAAUGUUACUUUGAGUUGUUUAACUGAGAUUGCUGGAGUGACUGUGAGUAACUAUGAAGAACAAUUUGUGGCUCUGCUCGUCCAAACAAUGGAGCAACUAGAGGCUAUGCUUCCUCUCACCACGAACAUUCGGGAAGCUUAUGCCGUUGGCCGUGAUCAAGAACAAGUGUUCAUCCAAAACCUUGCAUUAUUUCUGUGCACUUACCUGAAAGAGCAUGGUGAGUUGAUUGAAAGAAGAGGCCUCACCAACACUUUAAUGAAUGCUCUGAGAUACCUAGUGUUGAUAUCUGAAGUGGAAGAUGUUGAGAUAUUCAAGAUCUGUCUUGAGUUUUGGAAUGCAUUAGCUGCAGAUUUGUAUAAAAUUGCACCUUGUUCACACUCGGGCAACUUAUACAGUCUAGGCAAAGUUGCAGGAAGGAAAGCAUUGUAUGCAGAUGUACUGAGCAGUGUACGUUAUAUCAUGAUCUCCAGAAUGGCUAAGCCAGAGGAAGUGUUGGUGGUCGAAAAUGAGAAUGGUGAAGUCGUAAGAGAAUUCAUGAAAGAUACUGAUUCAAUCAAUUUGUAUAAGAAUAUGAGAGAAACACUGGUCUACCUGACACAUGUGGACUAUCAAGAUACUGAGCGUAUCAUGACAGAAAAACUUCAGAAUCAAGUAAACGGCACAGAGUGGUCUUGGAAGAAUUUGAACACUCUGUGUUGGGCCAUUGGUUCCAUUUCUGGAGCAAUGAUGGAAGAAGAUGAAAAACGUUUUUUGGUUGUUGUCAUCAAAGAAUUGUUAGGACUGUGUGAACAGAAAAAGGGUAAAGAUAACAAAGCUAUUAUAGCCAGUAACAUCAUGUAUGUUGUGGGUCAGUAUCCAAGAUUUCUCAGAGCGCAUUGGAAGUUUUUGAAAACUGUUGUCAAUAAACUUUUUGAAUUUAUGCAUGAAACACAUGAUGGUGUCCAAGAUAUGGCUUGUGACACAUUUAUUAAAAUAGCUCUUAAAUGUCGACGUCAUUUUGUUACAACGCAAGUAGGAGAAGCAUGCCCCUUCAUUGAAGAAAUUCUGAGCACAAUAAGUUCUAUUAUUUGUGAUUUACAAACACAACAAGUGCACACUUUCUAUGAAGCUGUAGGAUACAUGAUCAGUGCACAAGUUGAUCAAGUUGCACAAGAGCAACUCAUUGAAAAGUAUAUGCAUUUGCCUAACCAGGUGUGGGAUGACAUCAUUUCCCAAGCAUCGCACAAUGUGGACAUUCUUAAAGAUCCUGAAGCUGUGAAACAGCUUGUAAGCAUUCUUAAAACCAACGUGCGUGCUUGCCGUGCCCUAGGUCAUCCUUAUGUUGUUCAAUUAGGGCGAAUAUACCUAGACAUGCUAAAUGUCUACAAAGUUAUGUCUGAAAACAUCAGUCAAGCAAUUGCACUGAAUGGUGUGGUUGUCACAAAACAACCCCUAAUAAAGAACAUGAGGAUAAUUAAGAAGGAAACUCUGAAAUUGAUUGCCAGUUGGGUUUCUCGCUCUACCGAUAACAGCAUGGUGCUGGAGAACUUUAUUCCUCCACUAUUAGAUGCUGUUCUCUUGGAUUACCAAAGGACAGCAGUGCCAGAUGCGCGAGAGCCAGAAGUACUAUCUUGUAUGGCUGCAAUUGUGUACAAGCUAGGUGGGCAUAUAACAUCUGAAGUGCCAAAAAUAUUCGACGCAGUAUUUGAGUGCACUUUGGAAAUGAUCAAUAAGGACUUUGAAGAGUAUCCAGAACACAGGACAGAGUUUUUCCUGUUGUUGCAGGCAGUGAACACACACUGUUUUAAGGCAUUCCUAAGUAUACCACCAGCCCAAUUCAAGUUGGUGCUGGAUUCCAUAAUUUGGGCAUUUAAGCAUACUAUGAGAAAUGUGGCUGAUACUGGUCUACAGAUAUUGUACCGACUGCUGCAAAAUGUAGAACAGCACCCACAGGCUGCUCAAAGCUUCUACCAAACUUACUUGUGUGAUAUUCUGGAACACGUAUUUAGCGUAGUAACUGACACGUCACACGGCGCCGGCUUGACGAUGCAUGCUACCAUACUAGCAUAUAUAUUCUCUUUGGUGGAAGCUGGCAGAGUAACUGUGCCUCUUGGACCUACACCUGACAAUGUUCUCUACAUACAGGAAUAUGUGGCGAAUCUUCUUAAAACAGCAUUCCCUCAUUUAACAGACAAUCAAAUCAAAAUAACUGUUCAAGGAUUAUUCAAUUUGGACCAAGAUAUUCCAGCAUUCAAAGAUCAUCUAAGAGAUUUCUUAGUUCAAAUAAGAGAGUACACUGGCGAGGAUGACAGUGACCUGUAUCUAGAGGAACGGUUGUUUGCGCUACGUCAGGCACAGGAGGAGAAGCGGCGAGUGCAGCUUUCAGUGCCGGGUAUCCUCAAUCCCCACGAAUUGCCUGAAGAGAUGCAGGACUAACUGCACUGUCUACUACUUGGUAACAGUCCACUGCCACUAGGGAAAGCUGAUUGAUUACCUCGUGCUACAGGUCUAUUAAUAUGUUAACAGUCCUCGUGGAGUACAGUCUCGCGAUUCUCUUCGCCUGGACGUUUUGAUCCCACUAUGAGGUUAGAAACUCUGGCUAACAUUAGCUUGCCGUACUUUUAGAGGCACAAUUUGAAAUGUGCAUACACUGAACUGUACAGGUGGUAAAGUGUCACACGUAAAUUAAUAUGCUACCUCGUAAUAUUUUUUAUUGGAAAUUAAAAUAGAAAAAUCAUAUGAAAUAAAAUGAAGUACUUAAAUAACUUUCACUUGUUUUGAUAAUUUUGUUCUGUCUUAUUGUAAUGGUCUAAGCAAUAAGACCAUUUAGCAGUAAUUCAAUGUGAGACAAAGAGGGCAGUUUGGUUAAUAAUUUGGGGAAUUAUGCACAUACACUAACAGUAACAUUGGGAAGUGUAAAUUAGGAUGAUAAUAAUAGCUUUCCGUAUCUUUUAGAUUGUAAAAAUUGUGAAUUUGUUUUACUUAUCACAAUGCACCACAUUUAUUUAUAAUUAACAAAUAGCUUUUUUAGUUCCGCAAUGUAGCUAUUUAUCUACAUAACAUACAGAGUAAUAAAUUAAUGCAUUAGAAUGUAUCCAGUGGACUGUUACUAUGAUGUAAAACUGCCGUCUGUGCGUAUGAAAUAUGCCUUGUUGUGUCAGUUUGUACAGAGGACCGCAUGAAACAAUGCAAGGUGAUGAAUGCAAGUGUUUAAGGUUUUACGGCGCAAACCUUUUAGAUAAGGUGUAUUUUAGAAGCAUUAGGCAGCAUUCGGCCUUUAUUAAUAAUAGGCAGCAAAUCAUGCAUCAAUUUACAUUGCUAGAGAGGAAAUAGAAUAUUUCUAUGUUUUUAAGUAAUCUUUCAAUAUGUAGGUAAUGAAAUCUCUGUGAUGAAAACCAGUGUCAGAUGUUCAACAUGUGUGCUACACGGAAUCUGAGUAUUACUGAGUAGAUUCUAGGUAACUUUAUAAAGUGAAUUGCUGUUAGUAACAUUUUUAUGUUUUGUUUAAUGUUGUCAGAACUAAUUUCAUGAUGGUUUGGGAAUCUAGACAUAGUAGGUUUCCAAAUGCAUUUUGGGUCCGAUUAAUGUCAGUCUUUCAAUUUGUGUUUAAAAUAAACCAAUAAAUAUGAAAAUGUGUUUUUUCUUGUUAAUAUCACUGUAAACAAUUUAACAUUUCAUCCUUAGAAUGUAAGAUAGAGAAUAUUGUACAGUUUGUGAAUAGCAACAUGUGGCCCUCUGUACUUAUAUCGAAAAAAUAAGUCUAAAUUUACCGUUACUUAAGUUACCUAUUUAUAGUAAUGUCAAGAAACAACACGUAACUUGCAAUAAUGUAAUUAUAAAGAAACCAUCCUAUAUGUUCAAUGUUGUGUGAAAAUAUAGCUUAUCUAAUGACUUCGAUACGCAUUAAUUUCAAUGACAUAAUA
Messenger RNA from Hyposmocoma kahamanoa, 4919 nucleotides. It is a transcript of the gene emb, whose product is annotated as exportin-1. The record is from RefSeq and is a predicted model, not a curated record. The transcript has 4 exons. The coding region runs from base 250 to 3432 and encodes 1060 amino acids. Gene Ontology annotation, cellular component: cytoplasm; nucleus. Lineage: Eukaryota; Metazoa; Arthropoda; Insecta; Lepidoptera; Cosmopterigidae. Gene Ontology annotation, biological process: ribosomal large subunit export from nucleus; ribosomal small subunit export from nucleus; protein export from nucleus. Gene Ontology annotation, molecular function: nuclear export signal receptor activity; small GTPase binding.